UCAAUUUUGUUUACACCCCUCUUUCUUUCUUUUGUGAUUCUGAAUUCUGACUUUUCCGCACGCAGUUUUUCGUUCUCGGGAAGUUCGAUCGCGGUGUUGUGAAAUUGUACAGCAGUGGAAAAUUAGCUGCGUCAAACGACAUCAAAUACAAUUUCGUCAUCAGUUGUUCCCCCGCCCGGCACAAGGCCAAGCCAAAACACCACCAUGGGAAACUCUGUGAGUGCCAGUCCGGUAGCGGCUCUUCCCGCAGGGACCACCACCAGUAGCAGCCCAACGUCGGAAGCCAAGCCAGAGAAACCCAAGUGCAAGGCGUGUUGUGCCUGUCCGGAAACGAAACGGGUUCGCGAUGCCUGCAUAAUGGAACGAGGGGAGGAACAGUGCGGGGAUCUGAUCGAGAAGCACAAACAGUGCAUGCGGGACAUGGGAUUCAAUAUCUAGGAUCUCAUCUGAGGAGGACGCGUUUUGACUGAUUUUCCGAAUUGUGAGCCAAAUUCCUGUUGAGCAGCAGCCAUUCGAAACUGAAUUCUGGGCUUUAGUUUGUGAGAUGUAUAUAGGAAGAAGGCCUUUCUAAUUGGGCUUUAAUUUAUGUGUAUUAGUAUUACCUCCCCCAACUUCGAUUGGUUUUCGUUUUGUACUUAAAUUGCGGUCAUAAAUAAAUUAUGAUUUAAGUACAA
This is a messenger RNA of Aedes aegypti (yellow fever mosquito), 674 nucleotides long. RefSeq names its product cytochrome c oxidase copper chaperone (gene Cox17). Lineage: Eukaryota; Metazoa; Arthropoda; Insecta; Diptera; Culicidae. The record is from RefSeq and is a predicted model, not a curated record. Bases 205 to 438 code for a protein of 77 amino acids. Gene Ontology annotation, biological process: mitochondrial respiratory chain complex IV assembly. The transcript has 3 exons. Gene Ontology annotation, molecular function: copper ion binding; copper chaperone activity. Gene Ontology annotation, cellular component: mitochondrial intermembrane space.